Molecule: messenger RNA, 1252 nt
Organism: Leptinotarsa decemlineata (Colorado potato beetle)
Lineage: Eukaryota; Metazoa; Arthropoda; Insecta; Coleoptera; Chrysomelidae
Source: RefSeq, a predicted model, not a curated record
UUUUAAAAAUAUCCCUAGAUUUUUCCGAUGUGUGUAUUUAGGCCCGGUUCCAUAAUAUUGGUCAACAGCACACUUUACCGAAAGGCGCCUUUUCUCAAAAGUCGGUUUUAAAUGUCCCAGAUGUUUCAUAAUCGAAUGUAAAGUCGCCUUUACUGAAAGUGCGGUUUUCUUUCAUUGAAUGACAGUUGGCAUCACUGAGCGUACAUAAAGUGGGCUUAAAUGUAUCUGUUUUGGUUCGUUUUCACGCUUCGCUGCCUCUAGAUUUUCAAGUACUUUGUUUCUUUUCGUGUUGAUGGCUUCAAGCAGUUGCAAGAAAAAAAAGGCAUCGCCCUUCAGUAAGGAAAAGGAGCUGCGGUUAGUGAAGAAAAUCUAUGAAGAGAGGAAGUUCAUAGAGAACAAAGAAACAAACAAGGUUUCAAAUAUUGCGAAGGUGAGUUCAUUCCAGUUUGUAAAGAAUGUGACUGCUCAUAUCUGAGUAUUUUAUGUAACAUUAGAUAUAAUUGCAGGAAAUGGUAUAGGUACGGAUUUGCGCUUCAUUCAACACCAACACUUUAGAAUUCAGAGGUGUCGAUCAACUAAAGUCAAAAUAUGACAACCUCAAAACAAAAACGAGGAAACAAGUGACGAAAGAGAAAAAAUAUGAGAAGGGCACUGGUGGUGGAUUCUUCAUACCGAAGAUGGACGACCCAGUUAUGGACAUGAUUCUGAAAAUUGUGAAUGCAAACCCAAACGGCGAUGACAAUAUGAGUAAUUAUUGAAACAUCUUUGAAUAUAUUUAUGAAAAAUUUUUUUGUUUCAGGCAAAUGAAACAAUUUUGGAGAAGAUGGAUGAAGAUCUGAGAAAAGAUUCAGAUGUCUCUCUUAUUGAACCGCCAUUGCUUAUUGAAGAAAUGGAAGUGGUACUUGCAGAGGAAACGCCAUCUGAAGAAGUGCAAAUUGCAAAACCUUCGUGCCAUCAAAAACCCCCAUCAAAAAAUGUGCUUAAAGGAAAAAAGAAUAUCCCUGGAUGUUCCAGAAACUUUGCUUCACAGAAAGUUACCAACUGGGCGGAUUGUAAUCCUUAUGAAACAUCUCCGUCCAAAAAGUUGCGACCUGUUAUGCAGAGUUCAUUAGGAGAUGCGGAAGAAAAUUAUUACAAAGUCAUGGCAGAAACCAUGAAGCACGAACUGGAAUUGAAAAAAAAUAAAGAUGUCAGGGAGCAGGAGAUACACGAGUUGGAAAAGGAAAAAAGAAUAUUGAAACUGAAUUGUUAA